Molecule: messenger RNA, 485 nt
Organism: Sinocyclocheilus anshuiensis
Lineage: Eukaryota; Metazoa; Chordata; Actinopteri; Cypriniformes; Cyprinidae
Product: protein FAM60A-like
Exons: 5
Coding region: 12-485 (157 amino acids)
Biological process (GO): negative regulation of cell migration
Cellular component (GO): Sin3-type complex
Source: RefSeq, a predicted model, not a curated record
CUCUUUACUCAAUGUUUGUACGCAGGCCCCGCCCCCACCAUUCAUCUGUGUAUGUCUGUGUGGCCGUAGUAAGGCAUGCGCAGUACAGACGAGUGAAACGGACGGAAUUCAAAGUUUCUGACGAGCCCGUCAAGAUGUUCGGCUUCCAUAAAUCCAAGAUUUACCGCAGCAACGAAGGCUGUUGUAUUUGCAAAACCAAGUCGUCCAGUUCUCGGUUCACGGACAGCAGCAGAUAUGAGGAACACUUCAGACUCUGCUUCGGUCUGUCAGAGGAUCGGGUUGGAGACAUCUGCAAUGCUUGUGUGCUGCUGGUAAAACGCUGGAAGAAAUUACCACAUGGAUCAAAGAAAAACUGGAACCAUGUGGUGGAUGCAAGGGCAGGACCUGGCUUCAAGCUGACCAGACCCAAGAAAGUAAAAAAUAUUGAUGGAAAGAAGAAAAGUAAACUGAAAAAGCUUCAUAAAUUCAAAAGACAAACUUCAUAA